AUGGCCCAUUUCGUUCCCACCUGGGGCUUUGGCAAUAUCGCGAAGCAGAACACGCCCGCGGGAAAAGAGAGCAACAGCAACCUCAUCGAGAUCCGGGUCAUGAAGGUGGAGCCGGAGGCAAUAAUAGUCAAGCGCGAGUCAGAUGUUGAGGAAGAUGCGGUUUUUACUAAGCAGGAGUUGAACGUCGAGGACCGGGUGGCGGACAUCGCGAUUAAGCGCGAACCUGAAUAUAACCGCCAGGCAGAGAUCGAGCGAGAGUCCGCCACUCCGUACGAAGAAGAUGAUCUUGAAUGCGCCGACGAGGACGGAGAUCAGGAGAUGACGCCCGCACCAGAGGAAGAAGGCGACGGAGUGGCAGAGGCGGAAGAGAAUCAUUUGGAGAAUAACGACCAGGCGGGCCAGUACCACUAUCCCUUUCAAUACCACGGUCUACCUUACCAUCUACCGGACCCGGCCGCUCUUGGGGGAUAUCUGCCGGUGCGCUACGCCAACUAUCAUGCGCUCGCUCAUCUUGCCGGCGUUCCUCUUCAACACGAUCCAGUCGGGCACUGGAACCCGCGAGUCGCCUACGGACCACUGCGAGCCUACCAUCGGGACCCACCGGCCCGAUAUGACGACCUGGGGUUCUACAACGCCCCGCCUGUCCCGCGGCCACAAGAUCCCGCCGCAGCCCCCGUCGGCAACGAGCGAGAACGGCAAACUACUGCCCUGCGAGACUUUGUCGGUCGCAAUGUCAUCAUCCUCGCUGAGGUGCAGAGUGUGGACUCUGUUGAGAACUUGAGGGGCCGUGGCUUCCGUGUGCGGCUCACUAACGGUCAUGCCAUGACGCUCGAUACCGCCGACGGCCACUCUGCGGUGGGUGACAAGACCCUCUUUUGGGCGUACGCUGAGUAG
Messenger RNA from Trematosphaeria pertusa, 894 nucleotides. RefSeq lists its product as uncharacterized. Bases 1 to 894 code for a protein of 297 amino acids. The transcript has a single exon. Lineage: Eukaryota; Fungi; Ascomycota; Dothideomycetes; Pleosporales; Trematosphaeriaceae. The record is from RefSeq and is a predicted model, not a curated record.